UUUCUUUAUUUUUUUGGUUGAUUUUUUUUGUUUGCCUCGUUUGUUUUGCUUACUUUAUUGACCGACUUCUGCGACAAGAACAACAUCAAGAGCCACCACAACAACAACAACAACAGCAGCAACAACAUGGAUGCCGAGGCGCCAACUCAACUAGAAAAAAAUCAAACAGCAACAGUUCCGCGACAGGAAACUGUGGAGGGAGGCUCCACAGGUGAAACGGCAGGUGGAGGUGGAGUGGCCAAGGUCGCGAAGGAACAGGAUCACGAUGCGGAGUACCAUCCGCCUACAAGCUAUCUGGAGACCAUCGUGCACUUGUUCAAGGGCAACAUUGGACCCGGUCUGUUCGCCAUGGGCGACGCCUUCAAGAACGGAGGUCUCCUGGUGGCGCCACUGCUGACAGUGGUGAUAGCCGUGGUGUCCAUCCACUGCCAACACGUCCUGGUGGCCUGCUCCAAGAAGAUGCGCGAUCUCAAGGGAGAGACCGUGUGUGCGGACUAUGCCCAGACGGUGGAGCAGUGCUUCGAGAAUGGUCCGCCCAAGUUGAGGGGCUGGUCGCGAACGAUGGGGCGACUGGUGGACAUAUUCAUAUGUGUGACCCAAUUGGGCUUUUGUUGCAUAUACUUUGUGUUCAUCAGCACGAAUCUGAAGCAGAUCCUGCAAGCCUACGAUAUCGACAUGAAUGUCCAUGUGGUGAUGUUGCUGGCCUUCGUACCGGUGCUGCUCAGUUCGCUGAUCACGAACCUCAAGUGGCUGACGCCCGUCUCCAUGUUCGCCAAUGUGUGCAUGAUCCUGGGACUGGCCAUAACACUGUACUAUGCCCUCAAGGACGGACUGCCGGAGGUGGAGGAACGCGCCCUCUGGACGAACGGCUCCCAGCUGGCACUCUUCUUCGGCACCGCCAUCUUUGCCUUCGAGGGCAUUGCCCUGGUGAUGCCGCUGAAGAACGCCAUGCGAAAGCCACACCAGUUCGAGCGGCCAUUGGGUGUGCUCAAUGUGGGCAUGUUCCUUGUCUCCGUCAUGUUCAUGUUCGCCGGAUCCGUCGGCUACAUGAAGUGGGGCGAGCAGGUCGGUGGCAGUUUGACCCUCAAUCUGGGCGAUACCAUACUGGCCCAGUCGGUCAAACUGAUGGUGUCCGCUGGCGUUCUCCUCGGCUAUCCGCUGCAGUUCUUCGUGGCCAUCCAGAUUAUGUGGCCCAGUGCCAAGCAAAUGUGCGGCAUUCAAGGACGAUCACUGCUCGGAGAGCUGGGUUUCCGCACCUUUAUGGUCCUGGUGACUCUUGCCAUCGCGGAAAUGGUGCCGGCCCUGGGACUUUUCAUCUCGCUGAUAGGAGCACUAUGCUCAACGGCUUUGGCCCUCGUCUUUCCGCCAGUCAUCGAGUUGAUCUCACGGAGUGAGCUGAACAAAGGACCGGGCAUCUGGAUUUGCGCGAAGAACCUCGUCAUUCUGGUGCUCGCUUUACUGGGCUUCUUCACUGGCUCCUACGAAAGUCUCAAGCAAAUUGUCAAGCACUUCGGCGAGGAGGAGGUGCACUGAGUAUCAACCAACUAUUGAGGGCAACAUCGAAAACUAAAAAUCAUCAGCAUCGUAGAAAAAGAUGCAUGAGAUUAUCAUCCUUGUAAUCUUCCAAGGAGAUUAAGCUAUAAAAAACACGCAAAGGAUCAACUAAAUCAACAUAAUAGUAACAAAAAUAUAAUUUAUGAACGCCAAAAUCACCAUACAAUAUCAUUUUCACAACAAACUCAGGAUUCCGGCGCGAAAAAAAACGAUAAAUAUAAAUGAACCAGAAAUUCGGUUUUAGGAAAAAAACAAUGCUUAACGAUCUUCGAGUUUCCGAGAUGAGCAAUCAAUUAAGAUGCCUUACAAGAACAAUACAGGAAUAGCAGAGGAUCAUAUUUGUCAAAACGAAAUGAUAUACCAAACCUCAAAGCUUUAAAGAUAAUCAUUAAACUAACAGCAAACAGUUACCGACCAUCAUUUUAUCAUAAUUAUCCAAAAAAACAUAAAGCAAUUAUAUUAUUAUUAAUCUUAAUGCUUAGUUAUUGACAUAAAAACAAAAUAUGCUUGCGAAUUUAUCAUCAACAAAAAACAAACAUAUAUACAUAGCUAAGUGCCUUCUUUUGUGUCUUAGUAAGCGUGCAGCGCAUUUUACCUACUAUAAUUGAUUAUUUUUUUAAUAGAUAUUAAGUGAGAAUAAACAAUGCGACGUUCGUUUUGACGUCAUCGCAACAUGACAAGAACUUGACAGAUGUGUUUUUGGGGCUUCGAGUACUUGAAAGAACAGGCUGGCAAUAAUUUUGGAUCGGAAUGGAUUUUCGAUAGUAAAGAUAUUAGAAAAGGGAGCGGAUUAUUAAUAUUAUUAAUUUUAUAAUGACAGCGCCCUUCUCUGCGCUUCUCAAUGUAUGCACGUAAGCUAAGGAGUUGCCAACGACAAGUUACUAAAAAUUGGUGCUAGAAAAUAGUGAUACUAGAUACUAGAUAUAGUAAUUAAAAGAGCGCCCUUCUCUGCGCUUCUCAAUGUAUGCACUUAAGCUAAGCCCUUGCCAACGAGAAAAUACUAAAAAAAAAAGUGCUUGAAAAUAGUGAUAUUAAAUACUUUUAAUAGUAAUUAAAAGAGCGCCCUUCUCUGCGCUUCUCAAUGUGUGUACUUAAGCUAAGCUAUCACUGACUUGCGUGCCAAUAGAAAUGUGCUGAGUCACAAAUCAUUUGCAGCUAUUUAUCGCCACAGAAAACGUGCGAAUAAAAGUGGUAAUAAACUAAAUGAGCCGAAUACUAAUAAAGUCGUGGAACAGGUUGCUCGAAACUGUUUUAAACUGGCAGCGAAAAUAAAUUCGCAAUUAUACUCCAAAUUAGUUUUGACAUUGACCCGGUUUCUGAAGAAACCAUAAAUUGUAUUCUGAUAGAUGUCUCAUACGUAUGCGGACUUUCGCUUUCAUCUGGCGCAAACUGGUUAAGAGCCAUAUACGUGGAAUCAUAUCUACCGCCCCGUAUGGGAAUUACACUAAUCUAAUCCGAUCCGAACCAAAUCAAUCUAAUCGUAACCGUUCGAACCUUCAACUCAAACGAUGACUGGAACUGCAGGCAAUGUCGUUGGAUAUGCAUUCCGGUAGACAGGAGCGCACUAUAAACCUUAAUAGUUAAGAUCAUAUGAACAUUUUAGAAAGAAAUACUAAUAGUUGGUAAUAUAACAUAGCAUAACAAGAAACUAAUCAAACUUCCUAAACAAUAAACCUUACUUAAAGUUUAA
Drosophila yakuba is the source of this 3244-nucleotide messenger RNA. RefSeq names its product proton-coupled amino acid transporter 1. The coding region runs from base 127 to 1533 and encodes 468 amino acids. The transcript has 6 exons. Gene Ontology annotation, biological process: amino acid transmembrane transport. The record is from RefSeq and is a predicted model, not a curated record. Gene Ontology annotation, cellular component: vacuolar membrane. Gene Ontology annotation, molecular function: amino acid transmembrane transporter activity. Lineage: Eukaryota; Metazoa; Arthropoda; Insecta; Diptera; Drosophilidae.